Molecule: messenger RNA, 4476 nt
Organism: Myzus persicae (green peach aphid)
Lineage: Eukaryota; Metazoa; Arthropoda; Insecta; Hemiptera; Aphididae
Gene: dysc
Product: whirlin
Exons: 17
Coding region: 801-3350 (849 amino acids)
Cellular component (GO): stereocilium tip; stereocilia ankle link complex; plasma membrane
Molecular function (GO): protein binding
Source: RefSeq, a predicted model, not a curated record
CCACAAAAAAAUAAAAUAAAAUAAAAACAAAACAAAACUGAAACGAGGCAAAAAAAAUCGGAACGUUCUUGCGAAGAAAACUACCUUCACAUAAUGCACAUUUCAAUACUUGCACUGUCGCGUCCAUAAUUUUAUUUUAGUGUAAUACCUAUCAUCGUCGCUGUCGUCGUAGUCGUCGCCGCGAAAGUCCGAUAGUAAUUUGUACACGGCCAUUACUGUUAUUUAUAAAUAUCUGAUUUAUCCAAAUCGACGUGCGUACAUCCGGUUACUUUUCAUCGUUCUUCAAACAGAAUAUUAUUUCGCAUGUUGUCACGCCUACAUGGUGAGUACUCGGUCGGUAUUAUAUUACCCACCGCUGUAUAGUAAUAAUAAUAAUAAUGUGCCGUCAUAUCGAGCGCCGCUUUUGUGUACAGUUCAAAAUCGCGUCGUCACGUCGACGUCAUCCAUUUUAAUAUCGUAUUAAUAUAUAUUAUAUUGUGUUUGGACAAUCGAACGACGUGCGCAGAAUCACCCUGUGUGAUUUUAUUGUGAUUUUCGCCGGCCGACCGUGCCGCGUGCGAAAACCUUUAAUAGCGGCGGCGGCGGCAACGACGGCAACGACGACGACGACGACGACGACGGUGGCGACAACGACGACGCGACAGGACGAGAUCAGAACUCGGCGGCGGCACUCCCUCACCGACAACACCCCGACAGACUGGCACCGCAUAUCAUGUCCUCCGCCCGCAACUACGUGAAACAUUCCGUUCGGUAUUUUGGCGAACCAAUUAAAAUUUACAAGUGUUUUGUGUAAUGGGAAAAUGAUGCUUGGAGGAUGGGGUCGAAGUCCUGGGAGCAGUGGAUCCGUCCCGCCGUCAGGACAACGUACCGGUCACCGACUAUUACCAUUGCCGUUCAACAGAUCUGGAGGUGGCAGUGGAAGCGGCGGAAGCGGUGGCAGAGCAGCCGAAGCUGAAGAUGUCAUGGGACAUUAUGGACGAACCAAGGGCGGAGUAAACAAAAUAAGAACUGGCUUGUAUUAUUCUCCACCAGGCACAUCUUAUACCAUACUCGAAAAGCCUCCAGCUGCCUCACCACCACCUCCACCACCUAGAGCAACAUAUCUAAGGGAGUCAUCAGCUGGCGUAUCUGGACCAAAUCACCCAGGCACUGGUAGCAAUAGUAAUCGUUCUAAUAAUGCCGGUUCACGAGGAAGUUCUGGAAAAAAGAGACCUAUUUCGCCGGAACAAGUUCUUAAAAUGUUUGCAGCACCCAAUUACAACGCAUCUUCUUCGUAUCACGUGUCUAGUGCUAAACCACAAUCACCUCCACCCCAUGGUUCAAACACAUCGCAACCACACAACAACACAUCAUCCACAAUACAUAAUGAUAAUCUUACAGUUCGUACGAUAUCAAUGUCAAGACCAAAUGCAACGUCGGGAAGCCCAUCCAAUCAAGGAUUUGGUAUUUGUGUUAAAGGUGGAGCAGACGAAUCAAAUGUUGGGGUGUAUAUAUCACGGGUAGAAGAAGGAAGUAUAGCCGAGAGCGUUGGUCUUAAGCCUGGAGAUUCAAUUUUAGAAGUAAAUGGCAGACCAUUUUCAACUAUAUCACACGAAGAAGCAUUAAAAAUUUUUAAGUCAUAUCGGCAAAUUACAAUGACAGUAAAAUGUCCAUCACCACCUCAAUCAAUGCCUACCAUGCACAAAAAGGACCACGACGAGAACACUAAUCAAGACGAUGCGUGGAAUUUGUCCAGGACGUAUUCAUGGAUUAAUCGUAAGGGUCAACCAGUCUCACCUCCUUUAGAAUAUGCCAAACCCAUUUCGCCUUACUCAAAAUGGUCCUAUACUCGAUCAUCCAAAGAUAAAAUAAGAAAAGUUGAAUUGGUGAUUGAACCGGGACAAAGUCUUGGUCUGAUGAUUAGGGGUGGAACUGAGUAUAAUUUAGGUAUUUUUAUCACCGGUAUCGAUAAAGAGUCUGUUGCAGAUCGAUCUGGACUUAUGAUUGGUGAUCAAAUUUUGGAAGUAAAUGGUCAAUCUUUUUUGAAUUUAUCACACGAUGAAGCAGUAAAUCAAUUGAAAUUUCAAAAACAAAUGACACUUACUGUAAGAGAUGUAGGUAAAGUCCCCCAUUCCUGCACAACAUAUAAUCCAGAUACAAAUUGGAACCAUUCGAUGGACAAUGCAGACGGUGCUUUGAAGUUAGGGACAUCUGCUGCAUCUCAAAUGGUAGAGGAAAAGGCUCGAAUUUUGCUGACGAAAAAUGAAUUUAAUACUUUGCGGUAUUAUUUGGACGAGUAUUCAUGUUCUCGAAUGUCUAUUGACGCAUUUAUAACUAUACUUUUUGAAUUGCUCAAUACAACUGAUAAGUUUACGCUGUUGACGGAAUUGCGCGAACUAAUAGGUCCCUCGGAUCGAGACCGUUUUGAUCAAUUGGUAUAUAGAAGAGGACGGGAAUCCAGAAAAACACACUCCCGAAAACUUGAUGGUUUUAAUACAAAUAUAUCCGGAGGCCAAAGUAAAGGAUUUGAUUUUCCUAAUGAAAAUUCUGGGAUGGAUAUUGGGACUACCGAGUAUUCAAAUUCAAAUUAUAGGACUAGUAAUGAUAGAAAAUCUGAAGGAAAACAUUCUCCGAUGAAAACUGACGAACAAUCUCAUAGAGAUAUGGAAGUGGAAGAAUUUGAAUUUAGCCAUCAAGAUUAUGGUGACUUGGAAACUGAGCUUUUACCAAGAAAAUAUCAUAACGAUUUGAUUGAUGUUGGUUAUACGCAUCGAAAUUCAGGCAUUUAUGAUGAAUCUAAUAUGACUAGGUCAUCGAGUGGAUACUUGGAGGGACUGCGAUCCCACUUAGGGGGAUGGACCCAAAAAUUGAAAUCCUGGUACUAUGGAAGUUCUCUACAAUUAUCAAACAAACAUGGGCGGUCAUAUGAUGGUAAAAAUGAACUGCUGGAUGAGGACGGAAGUUAUCGGAGAGAAAGUGGUUUUAUAGAAUCAUCAUGUUCAAAUAAUAUACAAAACGAAUCUCAGAUAAUGUUAGACCAACAAGGCAAUCUUCGUAUAAUUGUUAAAAAAAUCAAGCCAUUGCUCGGGAUUGCAAUUGAAGGUGGAAUCAAUACAAAACAUCUACUUCCGAGGAUAAUAAAUAUACACGAAAAUGGCGCUGCAUAUGAAGCUGGUGGUCUUGAAGUUGGACAGUUGAUCUUAGAAGUCGACGGCCAAAAAGUUGAAGGAAUGCCUCAUCAAGAAGUAGCUAGGCUCAUCGCAGAAUCUUUUGCACAAACUGAUAAAUCCGAAAUCGAGUUCCUUGUAGUUGAAGCAAAGAAAUCGAAUUUGGAACCAAAACCUACAGCACUAAUAUUUUUGGAAAGUUAACCGGUUGAAGAAAUGCUAGUGAUGAUAUAAAUUCCUGUUAUUAAGUACAAUGAUGAACCCCAAUAACGUAACGACCAUUAAUAAAUUAGUUGGAUACAUGCUAAACGUUUAUUUGAAUACCUUUAUUUAUUUAAUUAUUUAAAUUUAUCUACUAUAAAUUACAAGAUGGCGUGUUAUUGAUUCAACUUAAAAAAUAACAUUUCAUACUUAAGUAUUUUUAUUGAAUCAUAUUAUUAUUUUUCCAUUAAUUCUCAUUAUUAUUCUUUAAUAAUUCAUUCUCUAUCAAUUUCAUUACGAAUAUCUUAUUUUAUUUUAUUGUACUCUUGUUCAAAUUGAUAUUCAGUAAAACGAUAUAAUUAUAUUACGUCAUAUUAUUAUUAUUAUUAUUAUUACAAUAUGUUAUCUAAUAAUGUCUAAUAAUGUGUAACCGAACAAUUAUUUUUCGAAUAACCGGCCUAUUCAAUAAUAAUAAUAUACGUAAACCUACCUUGAGUACCUAUGUAUUAUGUAUAUCGUACAUUCGUACGACAUAAUAAUAUAUUAUUUUAAAUACAUACCUACUAACAUUCAUACAUAUAUAAAAUGGCCUAGUACCUACACUGUACAGGACAUACCACAGCAAUUACACUUUGGAUACAGUUUUAAAAUAUAACAAUACCUUUUAAUAUUAUAUUUUAAUUCACAGUAUUAAGUACCCUCGGUUUGUGAUUGGGUGUACACACGGAUUGGCCUAUAUUAUUAUUGUAUCUAUCAUCUAUGUUAUACGAGAGAACUACAUAGAAUAUACAACAUACAUUUUACAUGCUAUAUACUGUAAAGUAGUGAUUGAUAUAUAGGUGGCAGUAAUAAUAAUAAUAAUAAUAGAAAAGUAUGAAACGAUAAAACUUUUCGAAAAAAUGAGUGGAGACACUGAAAUCCUCCCCCGAACAGCAUAAUUUAUUCUCUCUGAAAGAAAACAUCAUCCCUUACAUUCGAUUAUAUAUAAUACAUGUAUCUAUUAUAUAUAAAGUCAAGGUUUUAUUAUAUGUAUGUGCACAUCCCCCUGUUAUUCUAAGACACUUCAACAACUGACCAUGGGUACCUAUUUUAUAUUUAUGUAUUUUAUACUUCCUUUAUAUGAUAUAAU